AUUUAUUUAAAAAAAUUAAAGUGUAAAGAGCAAAAAUGGGAUUGCAUUUAGCACCACUUUAUCUUUUUCAUGAGUAGCUCGCCCCCAAUUUCUGUCCUCUCUUAAUUGUCUGAGUAGUGGAAGAAUCAAAACGCCGACGCCAGCAUCAUCAUCAUCAUCAUCAUCAGCCAUAGCUAACAAGGAGUCCAAGCCCGAUGCCCUUCUCUCCGUCGAAUUUCUCUCUCUAAAAAACCCCAUUUUCUCUAUCUAGAUCUCGCCCUUGCUGUUUCUCUCUCUCUCUUCGAAAUCACUAAUUUUUAUCAGAGUUUGGCUUUAACAAUUCUUUCUAGGGUUUGAUGCUGAAAGCAGUAUGCAGCUGAUAGUGGGGAGAAAUGCAAAGAUAUCAUGCUGCCAGCUGCGCUAGUGCAGUUAAUAAUAGUGCAAUAGGAGGACCCUCGGCUAGGGAUACUGCCCGGGCUGACUCAUCUUCAUUAGCACCUGACUUAUCAUUGAAUUCUAGGCGGCAAUCUCAGCUAGCACCCUACAAGUUAAAAUGCGAUAAGGAACCUCUUAAAUCCAGACUUGGCCCACCUGAUUUUCAUCCCCAGUCCCAAAAUUGUCCCGAGGAGACUCUCACUAGAGAAAAUGUGCAGCUGGGAUAUAAGGAGACUGUUGAUGGACUGGAGGAUUCUAAAGAGAUUUCGUUGACUCAGGUUCAGGCUUUUACAAAGCCAGUUGUUCUGAAAUGCAGAGAUGCAAUUAGAAAGUGUCUAAGGGCUAUCAAUGAAUCUCGUGCACAAAAGCGGAAGGCUGGCCAGGUUUUUGGUGUCCCUCUUUCUGGUCCACUGCUAAGUAAGCCUGGGGUUUUCCCCGAACCAAGGCCAUGCAAUGAAGAUUUCAAAAAGAAAUGGAUUGAGGGCUUAUCACAGCAACACAAACGUUUGCAUUCUUUGGCUGACCAAUUUCCUCAAGGGUAUAGAAAGAAAACAUUGAUAGAAGUUCUUAUCAGGAAUAAUGUUCCAUUGCUGAGAGCAACUUGGUUCAUCAAAGUAAAUUAUCUUAAUCAGGUUCGCCCUGGUUCUGCAAUUUCUUCUGGGGCACCUGAUAAAACUCAAUUAUCUCGCUCCGAGCUCUGGACAAAAGAUGUUAUUGAUUACUUGCAGUACCUUUUGGAUGAAUUUUUUUCAAGAAAUAAUUCUCACUCUACUCAACACAGUAGAGAUCAAUUGCCACAAAUGCUUUAUGCUGGGUCUUUGCAGCAUAGGAGUGACCCAGCAUCAACAAUUCUUGAUGGUGAGGAGCCAUCCCUUCAUUUUAAAUGGUGGUAUGUAGUGCGGCUCUUGCAAUGGCAUUAUGCAGAAGGACUGGUUCUUCCCUCUCUUAUCAUUGAUUGGGUUCUGAAUCAACUGCAGGAAAAGGAAUUGCUGGAGAUUCUGCAGUUGCUAUUGCCUAUUAUUUAUGGGGUUCUAGAAACCAUCAUUCUAUGUCAGACGUAUGUACGUAAUCUGGUGGGUAUAGCUAUUCGCUUCAUCCUGGAGCCUUCUCCUGGUGGAUCUGAUCUGGUUGAUAAUUCCCGGAGGGCAUACACAAUUUCUGCUUUGGUUGAGAUGCUUCGAUAUUUGAUACAGGCUGUGCCGGAUACAUUUGUUGCUUUAGAUUGCUUUCCUUUACCAACUUGUGUAGUCUCAAAUGCAUUUAAUGAUGGCAGGUUUUUGUCAAAAUCAUUGGAUGAUGCAGGGAAAAUAAAAUAUAAUUCAGCAGAUUCUUAUGUUCUCAAAGGUAAAGGAUUUGAUUCUCAAUACCAAUCCCUAUCAUUUGAUCGUGUUGUUUCCACUAUCCAGAAACGUGCUGAUAAUCUUGCUAAAGGUGCAAGUGCUGGAUAUCCUAGCCAAAAUGUGGCUAAAGCUGUGCAGACCCUGGAUAAAGCUCUUUUGCAAGGAGAUCCAGUCAAGGCUUAUAAGCAUAUCUUUGAAGAACUUUGUGAUGGAGCAGUUGGCGAAGGUUGGGUUGCAGAAGUCAGUCCAUGCUUAAGAUCUUCACUAAAAUGGAUUCAAACUGUAAAUUUGUCAUUGAUUUGCUCAAUUUUUUUUCUUUGUGAGUGGGCAACAUGUGAUUUUAGAGACUUCAGGACUGCACCACCCCGUGACUUGAAGUUCACUGGCAGAAAAGAUUUUUCACAAAUAUAUCUUGCAAUUCAGCUUUUAAAGCUAAAGAUGAGAGAGUUGCAGAAUCCACAACACAAGAGUGGUAGGGCUUGUGGGGUUAAUUGCACUGCAAAGAAUAUCAGUCAGCAGAAUAACUAUUCCAGCCGGAAUUUGAUGGGAAAUGUAUAUGAAGCUAAGAGCAAUGGAAAAAGUGAGGAUGGAAGUAGAAAUUCUUCAGAUAUAUUUGGCAGCCCAGGUCCUCUGCAUGAUAUUAUUGUGUGCUGGAUUGAUCAGCAUGAAGGGUAUAAGGGAGAAGGUGGCAAGCUCCUUCAGCUUUUUGUAUUGGAACUCAUAUGUUGUGGAAUCUUUUAUCCUCAGGCAUAUGUGAGGCAGCUGAUAGUUAGUGGAAUUAUUGAUGCAAAUGGAGCUAUGGGUGACCUGGACAGAAGGAGGAGACACCACCGAAUCUUGAAGCAGCUCCCUGGGCAGGUUAUUCUUGAUGCUUUAGAAGAAGCAAGAAUUGCUGAAGGCUCAGAGCUGCUGGAGGCUGUAAAUGUUUACUCAAAUGAACGUUAUCUUGUGCUUCAUGGGCUUCUUUUUGACAAAUAUAAUAAUGCAAGCAAUCCUCAUGCAUUAGCUAAGAAGCGGAAGUAUCAUUCUAUCUCAGGAAGGGAUGGUGCUUCCCAAGUCUCAGAUGAUCAGUGGAGAAAUGUUCAGUUUUCAAAGACUUUCAGGAGAAAUUUGGACCUUGAAGAACUGAAGGCUUCCAUCUCAGUGCUGUUGCAAUUUCCUAGCUCCUCUUCUACAUCUGCAGAUAGUGGAGUGGAUGAGUCUCAAGGGAGUGUCAAAAUGCCUGUUGGGUCAACAUGCAACAAGAUGGAUUUGUUUGAAGGUACUUCUGGGUGUGAAGAUUGUAAAAGCGUGAAAAGACAGAAAUUAAUUGAGGAAAAGAGUUCAUGUCUUCAUAUACAUUCACCAAUUUCAUCAGAUGAUGAAGAUACUUGGUGGGUGAGGAAGAGGCUGAAAAACUUAGAGUCCUUUAAAGUUGAUCCCCCACUUAAGUCAACGAAGCAAGUUUCUCGAGGUAGGCAAAGGACUGUGCGUAAAACUCAGAGUCUUGCUCAAUUAGCAGCUGCUAGAAUUGAGGGUAGCCAGGGUGCAUCCACAAGUCAUGUAUGUGAUAAUAAGAUAAGCUGCCCACAUCAUAAAACUGAGGUGGAAACUUUGAAGCCAGUGGAUGGGAUCAGACCAACCCAUUUUGGAGAUAUUGUUUCGAUUGGAAAGGGUUUAAAGCAGCUUCGCUUUGUGGAGAAAAGGAAUGUCACAGUUUGGUUGAUAUCUGUAGUUAGGCAGCUUGUUGAAGAGUCCGAGAAAUCUCUGGCCAAGAUUGGCCAGUAUGGCAGGCCAUUUGUUGCUGCUGAUGAGAAGUGUCCUUUAAGGUGGAAGCUUGGUGAGGAUGAGCUAUCAGCUAUACUGUAUGUAAUGGAUGUUUCUUGUGAUUCAGUUUCAGCUGUCAAAUUUCUCCUUUGGUUGUUGCCAAAAGUUAUUAGUAAUCCCAGUCCUACGGUUCAUAGUGGGAGAAACAUUCUAAUGGCGCCCAGAAACAUAGAAAAUCAUGCAUGUGAAGUGGGGGAGGCAUACCUUUUAUCGUCUCUCCGAAGGUAUGAGAACAUACUUAUUGCCACAGAUCUUGUUCCUGAAGCUUUGUCAGCUACAAUGCGUCGUACUGCAGCAGUUAUGGCCACUAAUGGAAGAAUCACGGCUUCAGGAACCCUUGUUUUUGCUCAGUAUUUGUUGAAGCGGUAUGGCAAUAUUGCCAGUGUAAUUGAAUGGGAGAAGAAUUUCAAGUCGACUUGUGAUAAGAAACUUUUGUCUGAACUUGAAUCUGGAGAGCUCGGAGUUCCAGCAGGGACUGAAGAUGCGGAUGAUUAUUGCCGUCAAAAGAUUACUGGUGGACGGUUAUCCAGAGUGGGUUUAAGCAUGAGAGAUAUGGUUCAGCGUUACGUUGAUGAUGUCCUGCCCUAUAUCUUAAGUAAAGAGAGAGAGCCUUUUGCAGCCAAUGCACCAAAAAGUCCUGCUACUGAAAAAGGGGAUUAUGGUUAUCAAGUAGCACAACAAAUCAUAACGGGACUAAUGGACUGCAUUAGGCAGACUGGUGGUGCUGCUCAAGAAGGGGACCCAUCUUUGGUAUCUUAUGCUGUUUCUGCCAUUGUUAACAAUGUUGGACCAACCCUAGCAAAGAUACCUGAUUUUACUGGUGGCAGCAUUUUUUCAAAUUAUCAUCCACCUAUGAAUUCCUUGAAUUUUGCUAAGCGCAUCUUCCGCAUUCAUUUAAUUUGUCUAUGCCUGCUAAAGGAAGCUCUUGGAGAGCGCCAAAGCCGGGCAUUUGAGAUUGCUCUUGCAACAGAGUCUUGUUCUGCUUUAGCAGUUGCAUUUGCUCCUGCAAAGUCCUCUAGAGUUCAGUUUCAGUUGUCCUCUGAUGCUCCUGAUUCUAAUGCAAACAUAUCUGGCGAUAAUUUGAAUGGUUCUGCCAAAGCUACUCUUGGGAGACCAGCCAAAAUGGCAGCUGCUAUUUCUGCACUUGUCAUUGGGGCUGUUAUUCAUGGGGUUAUUAGCUUGGAGAGAAUGGUAACGGUCUUAAGAUUAAAGGAUGGUUUGGAUGUUGUUAAGUUUGUGAGGAGCACAAAGACCAGUUCUAAUGGUAAUGCCCGAUCUGUUGGGGCUUUUAAGAUGGACAGCUCAGUUGAAAUUUAUGUGCACUGGUUUCGACUGUUUGUUGGGAACUGCAGAACUGUUUGUGAUGGACUAGUUUUGGAACUCUUGGGUGAACAAUCUGUUGUAGCUCUUUCAAGGAUGCAGAGAUUGCUUCCUAUUAAUUUGGUCUUUCCACCUGCUUAUGCAAUAUUUGCGUUUGUUAUAUGGAAGCCAUUCAUUUUGAAUAGUAACAAUGCAAGUAGUGAAGAAAACCCUCAAUUGUAUCAGUCUUUAACAAUGGCCAUUGGCGAUGCCAUAAAACACAUACCUUUUCGAGAUGUUUGUAUGAGGGAUUGUCGUGGUUUUUAUGAUAUUGUAGCUGCAGAUACCACUGAUGCCGAGUUUGCUGCCUUGUUACAGUUGAACGGUUUGGACGUGCGCUUGAAAUCCGUGGCCUUUGUCCCUCUCCGCGCAAGGCUCUUUCUAAAUGCUAUAAUUGAUUGCAAGAUGCCCUAUUCUGUUUUUACACAGGAUGAUGGUAAUUGGGUUUCUGGUCAUAGCGAGUCUAAAGCUCUUCAAGCGAAGAGUCAGUCAAAGCUUUUGGAUAAGCUUGUUUGUGCAUUGGAUGCUUUGCAACCAGCUAAAUUUCAUUGGCAGUGGGUCGAGCUAAGGCUUCUUUUAGAUGAACAAGCACUAAUUGAUAAGAUGGAGAACCAUGACAUGUCCUUGGUGGAUGCUAUUCGCUCUUCCUCACCCAGUUCUGAAAGAGCUUCUCCUUCUGAGAAUGAGAAAGUUUUCAUUGAGAUCAUCCUCACCAGAUUGUUGGUCAGACCUGACGCUGCUUCCCUUUUCUCAGAGGUGGUUCAUCUUUUUGGAAGGUCAUUAGAGGAUUCAAUCUUGAUGCAGGCUAAAUGGUUCUUGGGGGGCCAGGAUGUUCUUUUGGGACGGAAGUCUAUCAGGCAACGGCUCAUCAAUAUUGCUGAAAGUAAGAACCUUUCUACGAAGACCCAGUUUUGGACGCCUUGGGGUUGGUCUUAUUUUGGUGUUGGUCCUGUGACAAUUAGGGGAGAUAAGAAGUACGAAAUUACAUCUUUCGAGGAAGGUGAAGUCAUUGAGGAGGGUGUGGAGUCAAAAAGGUAUGUGAAAGGUUCCACUCAAGUUGAUGUUGAAGGUUCAAAUAUCAGCCAGCAGCAUGUAACCGAGAAGGCUUUCAUUGAAUUGGUUCUUCCUUGCAUAGACCAAAGCUCUGUUGACUCGCGAAAUACCUUUGCAAGUGAUUUGAUAAAGCAAUUUAACACUAUUGAGCAACAAAUAAACUCAGUUAUCCGUGGCGUAAGCAAGCAGACUGGAACAGCAUCCUCUGGAAUUGAAGGUUCUACUAAUAAAGGUAACAAUCGUAAAGGUAUAAGAGGUGGUAGUCCUGGAUUGACUAGACAAACUCCAAUGCCACCCGUGGAGGCUGCACCUCCUACACCUGCAGCUUUGCGAGCUUCUAUGUCAUUGAGGUUGCAGUUUAUUGUGAGAUUGCUGCCAAUCAUAUGUGCAGAUGGGGAGCCAUCAGCACGAAACAUGAGGCACAUGCUUGCCUCUGUAAUACUUCGACUGCUUGGAAGUAGGGUUGUGCAUGAAGAUGUGGACCCAUCUUUUAAUCUCCUACAGUUGAAGAGGAACAUGGAGCUCAUGUCAUCUGUGGUGUCUGCAGAAAUGUCUGGAGAUAGUCUUUUUGAUAGCUUAUUGUUAGUUCUACAUGGGCUGUUAAGCGGUUGCCAACCAAGUUGGCUAAGGUCAAAGACUAACAAGGAUUUUUCUGGAUUUGACCGUGAGGCUUUGGAGAAUUUGCAGAAUGAAUUGGAUUCUAUGCAAUUACCUGAGAUGAUUAGAUGGCGUAUCCAAACUGCAAUGCCAAUAUUAUUUCCUUCUUUUCGCAAUUUGAUCGCCUGCCACCUACCUUCUGUCCCAAUUAGUGCUAUUAGUUUACUUCAACCAAGCAUGUUUGUCCCUGGAUCUUACACUGGAACUCUGAAUGCACCUCAAAGACAGGUUCCAUUGACAAGAACUGCAAAUAAUAUACGGGGAAAAUCCAAGUCAAUGCCAUUACUACAGGAGUAUGAUAUGGAAAUUGACCCAUGGACACUUUUGGAAGAUGGAACAGGAUCAGGUCCAUCUUCAAGUAGCACUGCUGUCAUUGGCAGCUGUGACCAUUCUGAUAUUCGAGCCUCAAGUUGGCUUAAGGGGGCUAUAAGAGUGAGACGGACAGACCUGACAUAUAUCGGUGUUGUGGAUGAUGACAGCUGACUUUAGGUUUGACUUCAUUUUGAUUUGGUCUAUGGUUAGACCCCCACAACAGUUAGUUUAAUGGCAUCAAAGUCAUAUCUCUUGCCUCUCCCAUGUUUGGUAGUUGAGGGAGAACUGUUGGUUGGGGCAAUUUUUUUCGGUUGGAGGGGUUGCAAGGGUGGGCUCGGCAAUGCUGGAGUCAGUGUAGAAGAAUGUCAAAGAUGUGCUCAUGCAGGCCAUCUAUUCAGCAUGCAGAGGCACCACCAUCUGGUCCGUAUACUCGAAGACCGCACACAAGUCCAAGCCCAAGUGGGUUGUGAGAUGCUGCCUGUUUAAGUUGUUGCGGGCAAAGGACAGGAAAAGAUCGAGACCAGCUCAGCCCGCGACACAUUCACACAAACACAAAUGGACAUGCAGAGGCAAACAAAUAAACAGGUUUGGAAUGUCUGACUAGGUCAAACCUAUGAAGAACUUGACAAGGUCAAAUGGACACCUUGUAGUUUUGACCUUGAUUUUUUUUCUUUUGUAUUUCUUGGACUAACUGAAACGAUGAUUGUCUAUAAAGUCGUGUAGGCAUUGACCAUGUUACAGUCAGAAUGCUUCUAACUUGACCACUAUAGUAUAAUAAGAAAUAUCUUCAAAUUUUAUUAGUUUAUUUUUUUUCCUGGACUAUUUUAAAAGUGCGUUACUUUAGAAAGGAGUAAACUUCAACCUUGAAGCUCAAAUGAGGACAAUUGAUAUGUUGUUUCUCACUGAAGUUGAAGAUUCGCCCUCUCUAAAGUGAAGAUACCAAUUCUGGAAUGAGAUUGUGUUUAUCAUGCCUUCGUUUUCCUAGUUCUGGGAGGUAUAAAGCUUGUCCAAGGUUAGUGGGUUAAUUAGUUUCUCUCCCUCCCAAAUAGGAUGCUUAUAUUCUUUGGAGGGAGCAUUUCAUUUGUAGUUAUUGUAGUAUUAUUAAUCAAUUAUAAUCUAAAAUUGUAGGGGAUUUGUCAAAAUUUAUGUGAAAUUUACAUUUGUAAGUGAUGGAUUUUUAAAUAAUUUUAUAUUGUGAUUAGAUAAUUGUAAAAUUAUGAUAAAAAGAAUUGUAGAUGACAUUUGGGGAUGGCAGCCAAACCCAUCCCCAAUGGAUUCUGAUUUAAUCGAAC
Messenger RNA from Durio zibethinus, 8233 nucleotides. Its product is annotated as mediator of RNA polymerase II transcription subunit 12-like. The record is from RefSeq and is a predicted model, not a curated record. Gene Ontology annotation, biological process: regulation of transcription by RNA polymerase II. Gene Ontology annotation, cellular component: mediator complex. Lineage: Eukaryota; Viridiplantae; Streptophyta; Magnoliopsida; Malvales; Malvaceae. Gene Ontology annotation, molecular function: transcription coregulator activity.